GUUGAUCACAGUUAGCUCGCCACGUCAGCCGAAGCCAAGUACAAUACUACCUUGGGAUAUCGGAUACUCCAUUAUUAGGGACACGUUAUAUCUUAACGUAAUUCAAACUCGAUGUCAAGAGAAGGAACCUAAACAAAACUUGUUCCAAGAAAUUUUUAGCAACCCUGUACUAGCCUUCCUCAAAACGGGACUGGGCCAACAAUCGUGGCAUUCCACAUCGGUUUUGGCCCGUCCUGAAUUCCUUGAUCAUCGCAAACAAACGGGCUCACGGUCCACGGCUCAGUUGGGAGCCCUCGCAGCCACGCGUGGCGCUCAGCUCAGGUCCCUCCAAUUCUCCAAAUCCAUCGGCCUCGGCGCUCUCCGCUCUCGCCGUCGGCCCUCGGCCGUCGCCAACCCCCACGCCGCCCUUCCCGAUUGUCCUCCGCCUCUCUCCUCCUCCUCCUCGCAUCGCCGCCUGUUGAGGAAGGCGAAGCUAUCGGCGUGGGGGGUGGGAUUUGGAUGAGCGAGCCAGGAACUUCGACCACCUGGUGGCUCUCUCUCUGCGGGCGGCGGCGAGACGCCUACUGCCAUGUCGGCGUCGUCGCUGGCGUCUUCCUCCUACCGCCGCAGGAUCGUCCAGUCCAGGGACGCGGUUUCCAGCCCGGCGUACUGGUCCCGCCUCCCCGCCCGCGCGAGGCCGCCCGCGCACACCAGGAUCGGCGCCGGCGUGCUGCCCGCCGCCACCUCAGUUCAUGGAGUUGAGAGCAGCAUCAUCACUGUCCUAGCUAUGCAGCGAUGGGAAACCUUGAGUCAAAUGGCAUACAAAUCUGGGAAGCUUGACAAGGCACAUGGAAAGCUGGCCUUGAGGAUGCUGGACUCUAUCGUUCAACAAUCAGGUUUGGACCGAAUUACCCAUAUUUAUUGCAUGGCUGUCCACAUCCUUGUCCAAGCUCAAAUGCCAUCACAAGCGAUGUCAGUGUUGAGGCACCUUGCCCUGACAGGCUUUUCCUGUAGUGCCAUAUUUAGCUCCCUUUUGCGGACCAUUUCACGUUGUGAUCCCACCAACCUCUUUUCUGUUGAUCUUCUUGUCAAUGCUUAUGUGAAGGAAGGAAAAGUACUUGAUGCGGCUGCAGCAAUUUUCUUUAUGGAUGAAUGUGGAUUUAAGGCUUCAUUAUUUUCGUGCAAUAACAUCCUUAAUGCUCUCGUGGGAAUAAACAAGUCAGAAUAUGUUUGGUUGUUUUUGAAAGAAAGUCUGGACCGGAAGUUCCCUCUAGAUGUUACCACUUGCAACAUUGUGCUGAAUUCUUUGUGCACUCAGGGAAAACUUAGUAAGGCUGAAAGUAUGCUACAAAAGAUGAAGAAUUGUCGCUUACCUAAUGCUGUUACUUAUAAUACUAUACUUAACUGGUAUGUUAAGAAGGGAAGGUGUAAGUCUGCCCUGCGUAUUCUAGAUGAUAUGGAGAAGAAUGGCAUAGAGGCAGAUCUGUAUACUUAUAACAUCAUGAUAGAUAAAUUAUGUAAACUAAAGAGGAGUGCACGUGCAUACCUUUUGCUAAAAAGAAUGAGGGAAGUUAACUUAACACCUGAUGAAUGUUCUUAUAAUACUUUGAUCCAUGGAUUUUUUGGUGAAGGUAAGAUAAAUCUUGCUAUCUAUAUCUUCAAUCAAAUGCUGAGACAAAGUUUGAAACCAAGUGUAGCUACUUACACAGCAUUGAUUGAUGGGUACUGCCGAAAUGGGAGAACAGAUGAAGCCCGCAGAGUUCUUUAUGAAAUGCAGAUCACUGGUGUGAGACCAAGUGAGCUUACUUAUAGUGCGUUGUUGAAUGGUUACUGCAAACAUUCCAAGCUGGGACCUGCAUUAGAUCUUAUCAAAUAUCUGAGAUCGAGAAGCAUAUCCAUCAAUAGAACUAUGUAUACUAUUCUCAUUGAUGGUUUCUGUCAACUAGGGGAGGUUUCUAAGGCUAAACAAAUUUUAAAGUGCAUGCUUGCGGAUGGAAUUGAUCCAGAUGUUAUUACUUAUUCAGCAUUGAUCAAUGGUAUGUGCAAGAUGGGUAUGAUACAUGAGACAAAAGAGAUUUUAUCAAGGAUGCAAAAAAGUGGAGUUCUGCCUAAUAAUGUACUAUAUACAACUCUAGUUUUUUAUUUUUGCAAGGCUGGGCAUGCCAAAGAAGCACUAAAGUAUUUUGUGGAUAUUUAUCGAAGUGGUCUAGUUGCCAACUCAGUCAUUCAUAAUGCAUUACUAUGUUCUUUUUAUAGAGAGGGAAUGAUUGCAGAGGCUGAGCAAUUCAAACAAUACAUGUCUAGGAUGAAGAUAUCAUUUGAUGUUGCUUCCUUUAACUGCAUAAUAGACAGUUACUGCCAGAGAGGUAAUGUACUUGAGGCAUUUUCAGUUUAUGAUAAUAUGGUUAGACAUGGAUGGCCUCCAGAUAUUUGCACUUAUGGGAGUUUGCUCAGAGGAUUAUGUCAGGGAGGCCACUUGGUACAAGCAAAAGAGUUUAUGGUCUAUCUUCUUGAGAAAGCUUGUGCAAUUGAUGAGAAAACCUUGAAUACACUACUUGUAGGGAUCUGCAAACAUGGAACCCUAGAUGAAGCUCUGGAUUUAUGUGAGAAAAUGGUCACAAGGAACAUUUUACCUGAUACUUAUACCUACACCAUUCUUCUGGAUGGGUUUUGCAAAAGAGGUAAGGUUGUGCCUGCACUCAUCUUGUUGCAGAUGAUGUUAGAGAAAGGACUGGUUCCUGAUACCAUUGCAUAUACCUGUUUGUUGAAUGGCCUAGUAAAUGAAGGUCAAGUGAAGGCUGCUUCUUACAUGUUCCAGGAGAUUAUAUGCAAGGAAGGCUUGUAUGCAGAUUGUAUUGCGUACAAUUCAAUGAUGAAUGGAUAUCUAAAGGGAGGACAGAUAAAUGAAAUAGAAAGACUGAUGCGUAACAUGCAUGAGAAUGAGGUAUAUCCAAGCUCUGCUAGCUAUAACAUCCUAAUGCAUGGGUACAUCAAGAAGGGACAAUUGUCAAGAACUUUAUAUCUAUACAGGGAUAUGGUGAAAGAAGGGAUCAAACCAGAUAAUGUGACAUACCGCUUACUCAUCUUUGGACUUUGUGAGUACGGAUUGAUUGAGAUUGCAGUUAAAUUCUUGGAGAAGAUGGUCUUAGAAGGAGUUUUUCCUGAUAAUUUAGCUUUUGAUAUACUCAUAAAGGCUUUCAGUGAGAAAUCUAAGAUGUCUAAUGCUUUACAACUUUUCAGCUAUAUGAAGUGGUUACAUAUGUCACCCAGUAGUAAAACAUAUGUUGCCAUGGUAAAUGGAUUAAUCAGAAAAAAUUGGUUGCAACAGAGUUAUGAAAUUUUACAUGACAUGGUAGAAAGCGGGCUUCAACCAAAGCAUACACAUUAUAUUGCAUUGAUCAAUGCAAAAUGCAGGGUUGGAGACAUUGAUGGAGCAUUUGAGCUAAAAGAGGACAUGAAAGCUCUUGGUGUUGUGCCAUCUGAAGUUGCUGAAAGUUCAAUUGUUAGAGGCCUUUGUAAAUGUGGAAAGGUUGAAGAGGCCAUCAUAGUUUUCAGUAGCAUAAUGCGUGCAGGCAUGGUGCCAACUAUUGCUACAUUUACUACCCUAAUGCAUGGUCUUUGUAAAGAAUUCAAGAUUGAUGAUGCUUUCCACUUAAAGCAGUUGAUGGAGUCAUGUGGGCUGAAGGUUGAUGUUGUCACUUAUAAUGUAUUAAUUACUGGUUUAUGCAACAAGAAGUGUAUUUGUGAUGCAUUAGAUCUUUAUGAAGAGAUGAAAUCGAAGGGACUUCUGCCGAACAUUACAACGUACAUCACACUGACUGGAGCUAUGUAUGCAACAGGGACAAUGCAGGAUGGGGAGAAACUUCUGAAGGAUAUAGAAGAUAGGGGCAUUGUUCCUUCAUAUAAGCAUCCUGAAAGUCUUGAAUGGAGGAUGGAAAAUGCAAUAAAAAGGUUAAACACAAUAAGGAAUUGCAGAAAAGGAAUAUCUUUCAAGAAUGAAGUUGAGCUAUUGCCGGUAGAUCAUGAAGCUGCUAAUUGAAUAUAUUUUCAUAAUAAAUUUGUCUUUGAUUGAAA
Oryza sativa Japonica Group (Japanese rice) is the source of this 4053-nucleotide messenger RNA. Its product is annotated as pentatricopeptide repeat-containing protein At5g55840. The record is from RefSeq and is a predicted model, not a curated record. Gene Ontology annotation, molecular function: protein binding; mRNA binding. NCBI's taxonomy places the organism in Eukaryota, Viridiplantae, Streptophyta, Magnoliopsida, Poales, Poaceae.